CCAUUUCCCUUGGUUUCCUCUUCACGAUGGUUAGUGAAAAGGGGUGAAUUAACAGCGUACGUAGAAGACACUGGACUGUUUUCUAAAAGGACUUCGAAACAGCAGGUGUACUUCUUCCUCUUCAACGACGUCCUCAUCAUCACCAAGAAGAAGAGUGAAGAGAGUUACAAUGUCACGGAUUACUCUCUAAGGGACCAGCUGGUGGUACAACAGUGUGACAGCGAGGACCUGACCUCAUCCCCUGUGAAGAACGCUGCGACGAUGCUCUCCUCGCGGCAGAGCACUGCAGUUCACCUCUUCAGACUGGCGGUCCUCAGCAACCAUGCGGGGGAGAAGGUGGAGCUGCUCCUGGGAACAGAGACACAGAGUGACCGAGCUCGCUGGAUUGCAGCACUUGGACAGGACAGAGACUGGCAGAAGACAGACAGGACAACUCUGACUCAGGUAGAGAUCAUCAGAACGUACACAGCGAAGCAGGCAGAUGAGCUGUCUCUGCAAGUUGCUGAUGUUGUUUUGGUUUAUCAAAAAGUAAAUGACGGUUGGUAUGAAGGGGAGCGCCUGCGGGAUGGUGAGCGAGGCUGGUUUCCUAUGGAAUGUGCUAAAGAAAUCACAUGUCGUGCCACCAUCGACAAGAACAUGGAACGGAUGGGCCGCUUGCUUGGUCUUGAAACCAACGUGUAA
Messenger RNA from Mesitornis unicolor (brown roatelo), 681 nucleotides. Its product is annotated as rho guanine nucleotide exchange factor 26-like. The annotation marks the transcript as partial. The transcript has 5 exons. Gene Ontology annotation, molecular function: protein binding; guanyl-nucleotide exchange factor activity. The record is from RefSeq and is a predicted model, not a curated record. Gene Ontology annotation, biological process: activation of GTPase activity. NCBI's taxonomy places the organism in Eukaryota, Metazoa, Chordata, Aves, Mesitornithiformes, Mesitornithidae.